Molecule: messenger RNA, 1137 nt
Organism: Auanema sp. JU1783
Lineage: Eukaryota; Metazoa; Nematoda; Chromadorea; Rhabditida; Rhabditidae
Source: the annotation of a GenBank genome assembly
AUGUUCAAUACAGCAGGGAUAGGGAAAUCUAUUGCCAGCACUGUGAAGAAGGCAGCUUUAUCCUCUGUUGCUGACACGAUUGAUUUACUUCAUUCGUUAUACACAGUGAUCCUUCUCACUACAUUUGCUGUUGUUGCCGGAUCUGGUCAACUUUUUGGGAAGCCAUUACAGUGCUUAAUAGCUGCUCACAUCGACAAAGUGCGUGGGUGGUCUGCCUAUAUUCUUGGUUACUGUUAUGUUGUUGGAACAACUAAGCAAGAAUCUAUUGAUAGUAUUCCAACCGAGGAGGAUCGGCUAAAAUAUUACCAAUGGCUUCCUUUGUUUUUCUGUUUCCAAAUUUUCUGUUUCCGUUUUCUACAUCUCUUUUGGUUGUGGUUACAAUCACUGUUAUAUAUUGACGUUAAAACUGUUUUAAAAGAAUCCAAUUCACUUACCAAAGUUUUUGAUCCAAAGUUACGAAAAGAGAAGGCGCAGCAAAUAGCUGAAUAUAUAUGGGGUUACUUCUAUUUUAGAACGUUGGAAGCGAAAGGGUGGCAGAGAAUUUUCAUCCAUCCAGCUGUGUUCACAUGGUUUUACUUCAUCAUAAAGAUAUGCAACCUGGUUCAUGUGCUCAUCCAACUAGUUUCCAUUACAAAGUUUCUCGGAUUCAAUGACGGAUGGGUUCUUAAAAUAUUCGCCGCGUUUCUCGCUUCGGAAAGUUCAAAUCACACCUAUUUCCCCCAAACUGUGUAUUGUACUUACAAAAUCACGACCUCGAACGACAUUGUAAAUGGGCAAACCUAUACAUCUCAAUGUUUCCUCACAAUAAACGAGUAUAACGAGAAAAUACUAAUUAUACUUUGGGUCUGGUUCAUAAUAGUGUCUUCCCUCUCAUUACUGAAUUUGCUCUAUUUUUUACGUUUUUUCACAGGACAAAUGUUUACCACAUACGUUCAGGAGUUGAGUGAUCAUGAUUCCGAACUUUGUAAAGCAUCACAACAGUUCUUCUCUACGUUAAUGGGUUCCGAUGGUUUACUUAUCCUGCAUUUGAUAUCUUCCCGAUCUGGUUCCAUGACUUCUUCUUUAAUCCUUAAAGAGAUUUGGAACAAGUAUGCGAGAUCAACGAAGGACAGAAUCCCAGAGUAUGCUUUGAUUUAG